Messenger RNA from Hevea brasiliensis (rubber tree), 911 nucleotides. Its product is annotated as transcription initiation factor TFIID subunit 9. Gene Ontology annotation, biological process: DNA-templated transcription initiation; RNA polymerase II preinitiation complex assembly. The coding region runs from base 169 to 699 and encodes 176 amino acids. NCBI's taxonomy places the organism in Eukaryota, Viridiplantae, Streptophyta, Magnoliopsida, Malpighiales, Euphorbiaceae. The transcript has 3 exons. Gene Ontology annotation, molecular function: protein heterodimerization activity; RNA polymerase II general transcription initiation factor activity; transcription coactivator activity. Gene Ontology annotation, cellular component: SAGA complex; transcription factor TFIID complex. The record is from RefSeq and is a predicted model, not a curated record.
UAUAUGGCACCUGGCACCAAUCACCGUAGUCCUCUGGCUCCCAUCCUGGUAGCACCGUAGCAGCAACGCAAGUCUCGUCUCCUCCUCAAUCGUCCUGCCUCGUUUACGAAACCCUAGCGUCAACUCACCGAUUUCUCAGUUCUGACAAGGCCGACCCAAUUUCCAAGAAUGGCAGAGGGAGAUGAGGACUUGCCAAGAGAUGCAAAGAUUGUCAAAUCACUUCUGAAAUCAAUGGGUGUGGAUGACUACGAACCUCGUGUUAUACACCAGUUUCUAGAGCUAUGGUAUCGUUACGUUGUUGAUGUGUUGACAGAUGCACAGGUUUACUCUGAGCAUGCUGGCAAAUCUGCAAUUGAUUGUGAUGAUGUCAAGCUUGCUAUUCAGUCAAAAGUAAAUUUCAGUUUCUCACAACCACCACACAGAGAGGUUUUAUUGGAAUUGGCUAGGAACAGGAACAAAAUCCCAUUGCCCAAGACAAUAGCUGGACCUGGUAUCGCACUCCCACCAGAGCAGGACACCUUGAUUAGCCCAAACUACCAACUUGCCAUCCCAAAGAAGCGGCCUGCCCAGGCAGUGGAAGAAACAGAGAAGGAUGAAGAAAGCGCUGAUCUCACUCAAUCACAAGAACCAAAGACAGAUGUCCCACAACGUAAUACUUCUCAGAGAGUAUCCUUUCCCCUUACCAAACGUCCUAAGUAAGAAUUUUAUGCCCUCACAGUUGAGACGUUUGAGAAAAUCAUGAACCCUUGAUGAUUAUGUAUAUCCUGUAUCUGUAUGAAGUGGAACUAACAGGUGUAUCAAUUAAGAAGGAAAUGAGAAAAAGGAGAGAACGUGGUACUCCUUUUUUCUUGUGUGAUUGCUCCAAGUGUAUUUGAUCAAUUUCAUUUUUAUAGAAUUUUGGUUCACACUCA